This is a messenger RNA of Thunnus maccoyii (southern bluefin tuna), 7087 nucleotides long. Its product is annotated as zinc finger protein 865. NCBI's taxonomy places the organism in Eukaryota, Metazoa, Chordata, Actinopteri, Scombriformes, Scombridae. Gene Ontology annotation, molecular function: RNA polymerase II cis-regulatory region sequence-specific DNA binding; DNA-binding transcription factor activity, RNA polymerase II-specific. Bases 1132 to 5835 code for a protein of 1567 amino acids. The record is from RefSeq and is a predicted model, not a curated record. The transcript is spliced from 3 exons. Gene Ontology annotation, biological process: regulation of transcription by RNA polymerase II. Gene Ontology annotation, cellular component: nucleus.
UUUUUUAUUCUAUGGCCUACAAGACAUCGGCCAUUAUGCAGCCUGGGAAAAGUCCUCAGCCUCCCACCGGGGCUGGGUAACAUUUGAUAUCAUCGGAUACAGGGGUGUGGUGGUGGAAUAGGCUCAAAUUAUCCGGGUAUGCAGCAUUAUUUUGGACUCAACGUGCAACCAAACGGGGGGAAACUACUAUGAGCCCAAACAACUGUCCGCGAGCCCCGCUGCUGCUGCUGCUACCCGGAAAUAUUACAAGGGCCGGAAAGGACCAAUGUUAAGGGAGCACACGUCACUCACUUUUACCCAAAAAUAUUAUCACCGACCAUCCAAAUUUCCUCGGCCGUCGAGUUCUUUAGAGAAAGCUCCCUUGCCACACCGGCGCAAACGGUCAUAAUCAAAUGGCAAGAAGGCGGCGGCGGUAUCCGUCCGCGUUGAUUUCUGGGGGGAACCGUGUAAGCUUUUACCCAGCUCAGCAUCAGUGAAAAUGGCUCUGACUAACGACUGGAAAACAGCACGCAGAAAUGGACGCGGACGAUAGCUAGCUAGGCGGUUAGAAGAAGGCGUGACAGGCCUCAUCCAUCUGCAACUGGAUGCGUAGGAUUUGCUGGUUUACAUAAAAAUGAGAGGCAGUCAAAUAUACGAUAAAUUAUCUUCCUCAUCUGCCAGGGGAUCGUACUCCCCUGUAGGUUCAUCGGAUCAAUUAGAGGAAACGGUAAGAAUACAAGAGCUGUAGGAACUUCUUGGCUGAACGCAGAUGAGGAAUCUUGCUUAGAUGAAGGAAAAUGUCAAUGCAGUAACUCUCAAAGGAAAUUUUUGAAAAUUAGUUGGAACUCCUCUAUCUGUCAAAAAGACAUCUUUACCCUUUGAUCAUAAAGUCAUCUUCUCAGCUACCCCACUGCUUUUGGAAGUAAAGUGUGGGCAGUGGAUGAUCAAGAGGGAGUAACAACAGCUGAACUGUACAGUCUGGAGAGACGAACUUUAGAGUCAAGCUGACAUUCAAGUAGUUCUGGAAGAAAUAGUAGCAUAACCUCACCCUUAGGGUAAAGUUUGUCUUUCACCAGUCAGUGGUGGGAUCAUUGUUGCCGCUCCUAGCGCUGGAGGUUUGGCUCUGCACCCCCAUGUGCCAGUGAGUGGGAAAUGUUCCAAUUUGGAAAAUACAAUUUGGACAUUAUAGAGAUGUUAAGUGGGCACCAGGCCCACCAGUUCAAAGGCCUUGGUUUAGAUCGACAACUACAGCAUCAACAGCAAGUGCAACUUCACCAGCAUCAACUCCAGCAGCAGCAGCAGCAGCAGGCUGAGUCUUCUGGAGCUCUUCUGUCUGGACUUGGCUUGGGCCCCCUGCAGGGGUCUAGAGGUAACGCCUUUUCUGAUUCUGCCUCCAUUUUUGCCAAGAUGAGUGCCCCUCCUCCCCCACCUUUACAACAACAGCCUUCCUCAUCUCAGAGCUCUCGUUCAAAGUCAAGCAAGAUGAGCAGCAGCAGCUCAAGCCAUUCUUCAGGCUACCCACAGUUCCUGCGCUCUUUCCACCCGUCUGAGGCAGCACUAGCACAGGAGCAGUUACAUCCAGGUGUAGGCCGCUUUGAGCACUUUACCGGGGGAAGUAGCAGUAGUGGGAGUGCUGGGGGAUUAGGAGGAUUAGUAACAUCAGCACCUCCACCCCCUCCUCCUCUGCAUCCCGGUCUCUCUGUCCCCCAAGCAUCACCCGGCCCCCCCUCUUCCUCUCCUUCCCCUUCAACCUCUGUGGCCACCUCUAACAACCCUUCUAGCAGCAGUGCAGUCAGCUCAUUGGGACACCAGUUGGUUGGGGCCCAGUCUGAUGCACGGAGCCUUCACCAACAAUUUAGUUGCAUGUUAGCUGCUAAUCAGUAUUUCCUUUCUGGGGUGCCUGCUAAUGCUAGUUUAGAGCAAUUUCUUGUUCAACAGGGAACCCAUAACCACUUAGGGAUUGGUUUAAGUCAGACAGGUGGGGAGCCUAGUUCUAGUCUCGCUCCGCCUCCUGCUUUGCAUUCUUCGCACUCACAUGGCCACUCCACCCCCCAGCCACAGCAGGCCCCACAGCAGCCUCCCCAGCAGCAACAGCUUCCACCUCACACCCUGUCUCAUCCUCAUUCUCAUUCCCAUCCUCACCACCCGCUCCACCCAGGCUCUCAGCACUCAUCAUUGAGUGGCUUUGACUUACAGGGUAUCCCUGUACUCUCAUCAAAUCAGAUAGCUUCUCUGAUGCAGCAGGAAGCAGGUUUACCCCUCCCCUUGCCACUUCAUUUAUCCUUGUCAAAGGAUGAUGGUAAAGGGGAAAGCAGUGGAGGUGGAAGUAGUACUGGUAGUAGCAGCAGCAGUAGAAGGAAGAAAGCUAUGGCUGGUUAUUUGCCACAGAGAAAAUCUGAUAGCACUAGUAAUGGCGGCAGCAGCAGUCAUGGCCACAACAGCCACAGUGGUAAUCCUAGCGCUAGUAGUAAUAGUGGAGGGCUUAGUCAUGGUCAGCCCCCGGCUUUAAUUGGGAGUGGGGUUGGUAUGUCAAAUAUGGGUGGAGAUCCAUCAUCCCUUCUUGCUUCAUCAUCUUCAUCCUCAUCAGUAGUUUCUUCCUCCUCCUCUGCUCCCUCUUCCACUGCUGCCUCAGUACUGGUUACUAAUGAUUCUCACCUUUCUAAAUCUGAUAACCAGAGCUCAAUGCAACCCAACCCCACAGAGUCUGAUACAGAGCACAUUUAUAGCUGUGGAGAGUGUGCCAAAAGCUUCCCUCACCUUUCAAGCCUUCGCAGGCAUUUGCGCAUGCAUGAGCCAACCACAGCUGGUACUAGCAAAAGUGCUACUACUGGCCCAAAUCCUGUACACAUUAAAACUCAACCUGACCCAAGCCUUCCCCAUUCGACCCAAGAAACUCCCCAACCCUCAUCCAAUUCUUGUCCUAGCCCAGACAAAAUAUUUCAUUGCCCUGAGUGUGGCAAAGGCUUUAAGAAAAAAGGGCACCUCCUGCAACAUGGUGUAUUACACUCUUCAGCCCGCCCAUAUGGCUGCUCCACCUGCUCUCGGGCUUUUAAUCGUAGAGAGUCACUGACACGCCAUGAGAAGAUACAUGAGGAAAAGCCAUUCAGAUGUCCUGCCUGUGGUCGUGCCUUCCGUGAGAGCACCUCUCUACUCAACCAUGCUGCCUCAGGCACCUGCGGCAAGCCAGGUAGGGGACCCAAACAACGGGGCAGCAAGACAGGAAAUGAUGGUGAGGACAGAGUCGGGGGAGGGGGUGGAGGAGGUAAUGGAGGAGGGGGAACUUAUCAAAGCAAUAGAGGGGUAAUUUAUGGGAAAACUGAGGAAGAAGAUGGUGUAAUCAUUGUGGGGGAAGGAGAACCAAAAUCAGGUUUAGGAUGUGAUGGUCUGUUUCAGUCUGGAAGGGAAGGGAAUUCAAAUGACAGGGACAGAACAGAUAGUAAAUACCCCACUGACUACUCUCGGAAUCGUUACACAGGCUACCAUGAUGAUCACCGUUCUCAAGGUAACCCAUCUCCAUGCUACUCUGGUGCCUCUCCCUGUGGAAGUGGGAUGGCGGGCCCAGCUCUGAGAAAGGCACCCUUGGCCCCGACACUGCAUCCACACUCACAGAGCCACAACCAGCACCACCAUCCGCAGCAACAGCCCCACCUGCCCCUAUCUUCUCUACUGGAUGACUCAGAGGAUGAUGUCACUAGCUCUGUCAAUAAUGCAAUCUCUGCUAUAACAGCAGCUAGCAACAGUGGAAAUAGAGGGGAUGAUAGGGGAGACAUCAUAGGAGGUCUACUAGGUGGUCUUGGUUUAGGUCCUCUGGGCUCACCUUCAUCAACAUCUGGCUUGGAUAAGAAUUUCAGAGGUGGUGGGAACCAGGAGGCUAUGAGCAGCAACCCACAGAAUCCUGCUGCCAAGCCAAAACGUCCCCGCAAACCCAGAGCAAAGAAAGAUCCAGCAGUUGGUGGACAGCCCCCCAAACGUAGGCAAUACACUCCGAGAAUGGGGCCCAGUGGUCUCCCACGCACUCACCUCUGCAGUGUCUGCGGUAAGGGAUUUGCACGUCGCGAGACCCUACGCAGGCAUGACCGCAUCCAUACUGGAGAAAAGCCUCAUCACUGCACUGUUUGUGGAAAAUAUUUCAGAGAGGCUUUUCACCUAAGCAAGCAUCAAACAGUCCACUCUGGGGCAAAGAAUUACAAAUGCAGUAUCUGUGGGAAAGAGUUUGGUUACUCCCAGAGCCUUAGGAGGCACAGUAAACUCCACCAGAAAGGGGAGCUGGAAGAGGUGCCCACAACACCAGCUGCAGAGAACCUAAACAGCUUUAACCCAAACCCUCAAUGUAGCGUGGCCCAAGACAGGAGCCAGAACCAAGCACCAAGCACCUCCUCCUAUUACUCCUACCCUCAAGAUGUCAAGCCUCAAGACACCAACCCUCAGCCACAACCCCCACCCCAGCCACAUCCCCAGGCCCCACCUCCACCUCGACUUUACACCUGUGCUAUAUGUUGGAAGUCGUUCCGCCAUCACUUCCACCUGACUGCCCAUCACCAGACGGUUCAUGAAGGAGGGGGUGAAAAGCUCUUCUGCUGUGAGGUAUGUGGGAAGGCAUUUGCUUACUCCAAUAGCCUUACUCGACAUAGGCAAUCACAGCAUGGGAUGACCCGCACUGAGCCGUCUAACCCUCAAGAAGGCAGCAGCGGGUCUGGAGACAACAGAGGCGGGAGUGAUGUUAAUCAGUCAACGUCAGAGAGUGAGGCUGCCACCAAUGCCCUGCUACAGAUGGCUCCUUCCACAGAAGGCCAUGGAGGGCAGAGUCUUAGCGUUGUCACUCAUAGCCACCAGCAGCCACCCCCACAACCACCACCAGCUGGUUAUUCUCCUCUCUUUUAUGAUGCUGCAGCAGCCCAAACUUCAGCAUCUAAUGCCCCAACUUAUUCUCAGCCUCUGCCUCCAAACUCAACAAUCAUGCCCCCGCAGCACCCGCACUCCCCAGCCGGGGUGAAAGGAGAGCACAUAUAUCCAGCUGGAUCCCGUAGCCGCACGCUUCACACCACAGCCCCGUUCCAGCCCCUUACGGAACUGCCCUCCACUGAACAUCAUCAUCUGCAUCAUCAUCAUCAUCUCCUCUCCCACCAUCAUCCUCAUCAUCAGUCAGGUACCCAGUCCCACCAACACCUUGACUGCAGCAUCCAGUUAUCACAUGAUGACAUGAGACGACACAAGAAGAAAAAAAAAAAGUCCGAGAGGAGAGAUCGGAGGGAAAAUAAAUGGGAAUCCCAAGAUUUAGUCAGAUUUGAUGGAAUCAGAAGGAAGAGAAAGAUAAGUUGUACAAUAAGAGGGCAGUUGAAUAAAAAACAAGGCUCUCUUCGUUUGACAAUUAGGCGGGGAGGAGGAUCAGGUGGUGGUGGUUAUAAGCUUGUCAACACUGGGGGAAUGAAGGUGCAGAUCCUGUCAUCUCUAAAAGUUCCUGUGAAACGUUUUGGCUGUCCUAUAUGUCCCAAUUCUGUGUUUUCCCGCAAAGCGGGACUGUUAGUCCACAUGGCAGUGAAACACCCACAAAAAGCCUUGACCACUCCGGAGCGACUGAGGUGCAGUGUAUGUGGGAAGCAGUCUCACCGGCCUUUGGCAGCCUUCAUCCAUCGGGCCUCCCAUCGUGCCAGAGGGACUUUCUCCUGCCAACGCUGCUCCGCUCGCUUCUGGAAUGCUACACUUCUCUACAGGCACAAGGUGUCCUGCCGCCGCAGGGCUAAAGGACUGCAGCGAGGUGAUGCUAAGAUGCUUACGCUUUCAAAGAGACCAGGAGAGAGACAGACCCGAGAGGGUCAGGGGGAGAUGCCAUUCCUACAGGGACCAUACAGAUACUGAGCAUCCUGGUAUCUCAAAAGAGUGGCAUACAAGAGGGAUAUUUCUGUUCUAAAUGGGAAGGUGAGAAAAAAAGGGACUUGAAAAGGCAUCUAUUGCCUUUAGGAGAAUUUGCCUGGUGUCUGUGUUGACAUCUACUCUGCUGACUAUUAGAAUGAGUGUGUUAACAACUACUGUAGAGCAUCCUAUAAAAUAUCACCAGAAAUUCUUCCAGAUUAUAUUGGAAGGUGUUUCAAAGACGUGACUGUUUCCAUAGGAUCACUAACCCCUUAAGUGCAUUGACACUAUGCUUGGCUGACACUGUGCAGUUACUAGACAAGUUUAGGUGAAAUGACCUGCUAAUGUAUCUCUCCUCCCCAUAUCCUAACUAGAAUCCCUGCUACACCUCUUGCUGUAUGAUAAACGUCUCUGCUGUGUAUUUUGUCUUGUUGUUGUUCACUUAGAGGCUCUGAGGAUUUUUUUAAAUGUAAAGUGCAUUUAUUAGGAGUAGGGACAUGGGGACAAAGACAUUUGUUGAUAGUUUGUCAGUGCAUGUUUGUUCUCUGGUCAAGUUUUUUGCUGAGGUGAUAUCACUCCUACAGUAUGUGAUGGUUUAUUCAGUAUAUCCCCAGAAGUUUGUAGUGUAAACUUGAUUUGAAAGUUGCUCUAUAUUCCCUAGUGAUUUAAUCACGUAUAGAUAAAAUGUCAAAGUUGCUGGUAAUUAGUACAAGGAUCCCUCUCCUGCCAAAAUGAAGAAACUUACAAAAAGCCUUGCUUGUUAUGUUCACUUUACUUCAUUUAUUUGAGAUAUUCCUAGCUUUUAUACCAAGAGAUUGAAAACAGGUUAAACAAGUGGACUGUAACACAUGUUUAUCUCAUGUUAUUUGUAUGCUCUUUUUAGCAGUGAUUAUUUCUACAGUACUUCACGGUGUGUUUAAGUCAAGGACCUAUCAUAAUAGAGGCAAAUGUAAUAUUCCAUGUAUUUAUGUGUGUAACCCAAUCAGUCUUCAUGCCAAUAUAUUUAACUCCUUCUACCUUGUUUUUUCUUUUUUGCUGAGUUGCAAUCAUAUUCUUACUGUCAAGCCUUUUUUUUUUUCUUCUGAAGAAAAAUAAGUUUUGUCACUUUAUUCACAUGAAAUGUUCAUACCCCUUUCAAGCCUUGUUUUUUUUUCUUCUAAAGAAAAAAUGAUAGUUUUAGUAGAUUUCUAUCACAUUAUUUACUGAAAAGUCAGUAGUUGAUUAUAUUUCAGCAAUGAAUAAACCUUAAGUGUAAUCA